Erythranthe guttata (spotted monkey flower) is the source of this 720-nucleotide messenger RNA. RefSeq lists its product as uncharacterized. Lineage: Eukaryota; Viridiplantae; Streptophyta; Magnoliopsida; Lamiales; Phrymaceae. The record is from RefSeq and is a predicted model, not a curated record.
UUACCUGUCGAAGAUUUCAUUUUUUUUAAAGAAUAGGAAUUUGAAAUGAAACCAGAUGCUGCGACGACGGCGUAAAGGAUCAGUUUCUAUUCGGAAAAGAAAAACAAUUAAUUGGCCGGAAUCAAUUGUAUGGGUUCGCCAUUGUUGGCUCUGGUCAUCUCCCUUUUCGUUGGUGGUGGUUUUUUCGCCGUCGUCGUUGAGUCUCAACAAAAUGUGAGUCCUCCGCCGCCGCCAGAGUUUUCACCUCCUCCACCGCCGGAGUUUUCACCACCUCCACCUAUUACUCCACCACCUCCGUCUUCUGCCCUGCCACCACCGCCAUUUUCACCGCCACCUUCUUCUCCACCACCACCGCCUUCUUCUCCACCACCACCGCCACCUCCAUUCUCUCAUCCUCCACCGCCUCCGCCACCUCAGCUCUCCCCUUUCCACCAUCCACCACCACCUCCGAGGAAAAACCUCCGCCCGGAGCAUCCAGAGAAUAAUAGCAACGAUAAUUCUCGUAAAAACCCGGGCCCACCACCGCCCCUCAAACAGAACCUUAACGCGGGGAAGAAAAUCGGGCUGAUGUUCAUCGUACUUGCUGCGAUAUUGCAAGUCUGCGUUGUCGCAUUCUUGGUCGUGCGGAGAAGGCAAAUCUUGAGAGCUGAGAAUGGCUAUUAGAAAAAAAACAGAGCAACAUUUUUCGUUAUUCGAUUUUUAUAUACUUAUUAUUUUAUU